UUCCUUGAGUUGUAACGCUGCUUUGUGACAGGGACACACCUUCCGGACCCUCACAAUGACAUUGGUCAUAGCUUUCCAAAGAAUCACAUGGAAAGUUUCGGGCCAAUUGCAUCGCAGUUUGUAUUGAGAAAGCCAUACUCCCUCCAGACUUUACUCCCCCUCCAAAAAAGUUCCAACAUUCAGAACAGUCACUUGUCGCUCGCACCUUUAGAUGUAUUUGUGUCUGUAGCUGCUUGGAGUGAGAGGCUAUCUCUCCACAUUGGACUUGCUCUGUGUUGCUCACUCCCAUCAUGUUCCCCAGUCUGAUCCCAACACCGUCAGUGUCCUGGGAAGAACCGGCCUCACUCCCUUUUCUGAACUCACCACAGCUGCCCGCGUUCCACAACUUGGGCAGAAGUUUCCUCAUUGACAAUUUGCUCCGGGUGAAUGGCCCGAGCGCUGGAAACCCUUUCCCAGUGAAAGUGCCCCAAACUGCGGAACAAAUCAGUCCCUCGGGAGGUCCCCGUUCAACAAGACCCUCCUUUCAGCAGCUCGUUAACCCCUCGCCUGCGCCAGCCACCUCCAGCACUCAAACUGCCUCCUACCCUGAAAUAGCUUUAUCCAAAUGUUUCCUGCCGACUUUCCCCCAGGUCUUCCUGGCUUGCUGUGGUGGGUCCUGUCAGCAGUCGAUCUCCCCCACUGCUUUUCCGAUUAGCAGCACUUUCAGGAGCUGUGACUUUCAGCUUUGGCCCCAGGUUAGUCACAGCAAAGUGCGAAGAGGAAUCCUACGGAGAGUGGUGUUUUCUGAGGAACAAAGGAAAGCAUUGGAGAAAACCUUUCAGAAACAGAAAUACAUCAGUAAAACAGACAGGAAGAAACUGGCCACCCACCUUGGGCUGAAAGAUUCACAGGUAAAAAUAUGGUUCCAGAAUCGCAGAAUGAAAUGGAGAAAUACUAAGGAGAGAGAGCUGCUUACACAAGGAUGUCUGUUUGAGCAAACGUUACAAGAGAAAUCAGUUUCAACUUCUGACAACGCCAUUCCAAACGUUCCUGACAGAAAAGCAGCACACGUAGGACAGGCUUCGAUGUGCAAAUAUGUCGCCAUUUCAACAACUUCUCAGGAUGGUCAGGCUGCUGAGAGCAGAGUGGCAGAUCUGAAAAGAGAGGUAGCUCUGCAUUCUGACUCUGUGCAGCACAAAAAGGACACUUGAACCUACUUCCCAAUGGUUCCCUAAUAAUAAACAAUCUCAGUGUUAAUAUCCUAUUUCAUGUGGUCUGUGUCUCUGGCUUUACUCAGUGCUUAUGAGGACUGCACUUAUUUGGACACAUUUUCAGCUGUUACAACACCAGUACAUGAAUUAUAAUGUGUCUUCAAUAAUGCUGACAAUGCAACUUAUCAGGUGCCUUUAAACAUUGAUUCAGGCAAAAUGUUUUUAGGAAAUGUGUUGACUGUAAAAUAUGAAUACAGUUUUUACAAAGGAAUGAUAUUCUUCAAAUUGAAUUUGGCAAAUGUAACAUGUUGUGCAUGGACUAUGUUUCUUGUAUAAAAACUCAACACAAAAUAAAGCAAACUUUAAUA
This is a messenger RNA of Chiloscyllium plagiosum (whitespotted bambooshark), 1558 nucleotides long. RefSeq names its product homeobox protein DBX2-like. Gene Ontology annotation, molecular function: DNA binding; DNA-binding transcription factor activity, RNA polymerase II-specific. The record is from RefSeq and is a predicted model, not a curated record. Lineage: Eukaryota; Metazoa; Chordata; Chondrichthyes; Orectolobiformes; Hemiscylliidae. Gene Ontology annotation, biological process: regulation of transcription by RNA polymerase II.